This is a messenger RNA of Oncorhynchus kisutch (coho salmon), 1605 nucleotides long. RefSeq names its product proline-rich extensin-like protein EPR1. The transcript has 2 exons. The record is from RefSeq and is a predicted model, not a curated record. Lineage: Eukaryota; Metazoa; Chordata; Actinopteri; Salmoniformes; Salmonidae. Bases 1 to 1605 code for a protein of 534 amino acids.
AUGGCUCCACACCCUGACUCAGCCCCACAGCAGCCACCAGGCCCGCUCCCUCACUGCUUCCCGUCCCCGCUUCCUGCCCCCAGUCCCCGUCCCCGGAAUAUUCAUGCCCCCAGUCCCCGUCCCCGCUUCCUGCCCCCAGUCCCCGUCCCCGGAAUAUUCCUGCCCCCAGUCCCGGUCCCCGCUUGCUGCCCCCAGUCCCCGUCCCCGGAAUAUUCCUGCCCCCAGUCCCCGUCCCCGCUUCCUGCCCCCAGUCCCCGUCCCUGGAAUAUUCAUGCCCCCAGUCCCCGACCCGCUUCCUGCCCCCAGUCCCCGUCCCCGUCCCCGCUUCCUGCCCCCAGUCCCCGUCCCCGCUUCCUGCCCCCAGUCCCCGUCCCCGCCUCCUGCCCCCAGUCCCCGUCCCGCUUCCUGCCCCCAGUCCCCGUCCCCGGAAUAUUCCUGCCCCCAGUCCCCGUCCCCGGAAUAUUCCUGCCCCCUGUCCCCGUCCCCGCUUCCUGCCCCCAGUCCCCGUCCCCGCUUCCUGCCCCCAGUCCCCGUCCCGCUUCCUGCCCCCAGUCCCCGUCCCCGCUUCCUGCCCCCAGUCCCCGUCCCCAGAAUAUUCCUGCCCCCAGUCCCCGUCCCCAGAAUAUUCCUGCCCCCAGUCCCCGUCCCCGCUUCCUGCCCCCAGUCCCCGUCCCCGGAAUAUUCAUGCCCCCAGUCCCCGUCCCCUCUUCCUGCCCCCACUCUCCGUCCUCGGAAUAUUCAUGCCCCCAGUCCCCGUCCCCGCUUCCUGCUCCCAUUCCCCAUCCCCGGAAUAUUCAUGCCCCCAGUCCCCGUCCCCGGUUCCUGCCCCCAGUCCCCGUCCCCGGAAUAUUCCUGCCCCCAGUCCCGGUCCCCGCUUGCUGCCCCCAGUCCCCGUCCCCGGAAUAUUCCUGCCCCCAGUCCCGGUCCCUGCUUGCUGCCCCCAGUCUCCGGCCCCCGGAAUAUUCCUGCCCCCAGUCCCCGUCCCCGCUUCCUGCCCCCAGUCCCCGUCCCCGGAAUAUUCCUGCCCCCAGUCCCCGUCCCCGCUUCCUGCCCCCAGUCCCCGUCCCAGCUAUCUGCCCCCAGUCCCCGUCCCCGCUUCCUGCCCCCAGUCCCCGUCCCCGCUUCCUGCCCCCAGUCCCCGUCCCCGCUUCCUGCCCCCAGUCCCCGUCCCGCUUCCUGCCCCCAGUCCCCAUCCCCGCUUCCUGCCCCCAGUCCCCAUCCCCGGAAUAUUCCUGCCCCCAGUCCCCGUCCCCGGAAUAUUCCUGCCCCCACUCCCUGUCCCCGCUUCCUGCCCCCAGUCCCCGUCCCCGCUUCCUGCCCCCAGUCCCCGUCCCCGCUUCCUGCCCCCAGUCCCCGUCCCCGGAAUAUUCAUGCCCCCAGACCCCGUCCCCGGAAUGUUCAUGCCACCGCUAUUCCCAGGAGGACCUCUGGGAGCACCAAGCUCUGUUUGUCACACAGAUAGAGCACUGUGACCACCGUGCCAUGUCUCUCCUCAAUGAGAUUCAGCUCAUCUGUAUUCAAAGCACAGAUGGAGCACAGUUUGACUGGUGUACCUUGAGUCACAGCCCUCAUCCCCACCCCUCCUCCUUCUGUAUCCCCAUGUGA